Molecule: messenger RNA, 7783 nt
Organism: Pristis pectinata (smalltooth sawfish)
Lineage: Eukaryota; Metazoa; Chordata; Chondrichthyes; Rhinopristiformes; Pristidae
Product: tandem C2 domains nuclear protein
Exons: 13
Coding region: 341-1858 (505 amino acids)
Cellular component (GO): nucleus
Source: RefSeq, a predicted model, not a curated record
ACUGUGGAGGUUGCUGUGCUCCGGGGAGGAGGAAUGGUGCCAGGCAGAGGGACGGUAACCGGGACACGGGGAUGGGGACGAGGUCUGUGACAGCAGCUUCCAUACAAGGGCUGCCUGCGCUGAAGAGCGAGGCAAAUCUGAACUCCUUCUGGAUCUGGGGAAACUGAUGGGAAAGAAUUAAAACCCCCAACUUUAAUCUUCAUAAUCAAAGCAACUGUACAUUGUUUCAAAAGCAAAAGUCUUUGUGGAGCCAGAGAAUUGAAGGAAUCCUGUGACUCGAGCACUCACAACUUUCAGAAGAAAGACCUUCCAAUAAUUUUGCACCCGAGUAAUUGAAAGAAUGGCAGCUUUGGAGGUAGAUCCGUCCACAACAGCAUCACUUUGGUUGCUGGUUCCAGUUUUUAUUGGAUUGCUGUUUAGUGUUGUACUGGGGCUCACUACAGAGUUUCUAAAGAAUUGCUGCAAGGAAGCCAUGUCAAAAGGGAAAGGUGACACCAAACAAAAAAUUCCUUCUGAAAUUGCAAGUCCAUCUUCAAAACCAGAGACCAACUUGGGAUCUAAGAAGGUUGGAUUUACCGAGGAUGUUUUGCUCUCAAAGCUACCUCCCAAUGGCAAGGAGGUUCCCUUUGUGGUUCCAAAUCUGAAAACCACCUAUGUACAACCCAAUUUUCGCUGGAGCUAUGAGGAAGCCAUAUCAGGUCUCUCAAGGGCUCAGUAUAAUGAAAGAAAACUGGAGCUGUCCAAUUCACUGCAACAUGUGCCAGAUAUAGAUGAAGUGUACAACCCCAAUUAUAUGAUCCCUUCCAUCACUCCAGCACCCGGUAGACACGUCCUACCCAAGGGGAAACCGGGAAGCCCCAGUGGAUCAGUGUGGGAAUUGAGAAGUCCAAAACUGAGCAAUGCACAAGGUUUAAGCAGUUCCAUGUUGGACCUCUCUUGUUCCCAGCGAACACAGAGAUUCAGUUCGACAUCCAGUCUAAACAGCACUGCAUCCUCUUUGAUGGAUUCUUUGGGAAGCUCCCGCAGUCUAGAUGGAUUCCCUGAUGAAUUUGGAAAGCUCAAUUUGCAACUUAGUUACAGACCAGACGUGGAACAGAUCUGGAUCACUGUGGUACAGGUUAGGGAUUUGUAUCUGCACUGCAAGCCCACAGAUAAAGUUAAUGUGUAUCUUAAGGGAACAAUAACGAUACCAAAGCCAGUGCACUUUAAGUCUUCUGUGAAAGAUGGUGACACAUUUUUGGUGUUCAUGGAAACCUUUGUGUUUAAUAUCAAACUGCCCAUUCUUCAAACGCAUGGCCUGGUAAUCAAAGUUGUUACUCAGCUGCCUCGGAAGAGGGUCAUUGGUGAAUGCUCGAUGUCACUUAGAGAAUUGAGUAAUGUGGAGUCAGACCUCUGGCUGAAUAUUAAUCCACCAUCAAAGAUCCCGCCCUGCCACGCUCUUCUCCGGGUGGGAACUUGUUUCCAAGCUGUCAGCAAUCGGGUCCAGCUACAAGUCCUGGAGGUCCAGAAUCUGCCAAGUUCCUCGAUUCCUUUGGCACUAACUUUCUACGUGAAGAUAAUAAUGGAGACGAAGGAUGGGCUGUUUGACAAAAAGAAGACUCGCCCUCUGAAAGCUGUGAGUGGCCAAGUGAAGUGGGGAGAAACAUUUCUAUUUCCCGUCGUUCAAAAUGAGCUCCAUCUCCAGAGAGUCAGUUUCACCCUGAAACUCUACAGCAAGAGUUCUGUCAGAAGAAAACACCACUUGGGCCAGAUGGUGAUCGGUUGGGACAGCACUGGAGUGGCUUUGGAACAGUGGCAGGAUACAAGUGCCAACCCAGAGAAAGUUGUUAUCAAGUGGCACAGUCUGAGCCUCACCUGAAGCCGCCACACCGAGUUGAACUGUACCUUUCCUGGUUAGACUGGAACUGAAAUAUUAUUGAAUUGGGUCUUUUAUAAGUAGGUUCACAGGAAACAUUAAUAUGAUAACGUUGCAUUCUUAAUUUGUAAAACCUGAGACUUGUUCAAGCAUGGAAUACAAAAAACUUUGGAGCAUAUAACAGAUCGUGUUUGAAGUUGCCCAGGGAUUUGGGAUAGUCACUUCCUAAGCCUUUGGAACUAUUUUAACUGGCUUGUAAUCUGCUCCAAUGAUAGUACACAAAGUCAUAAUACUUGCCAUUGUCUCUUUUGUUUCAAGGUCAUCAUCUAGUUAAAGCUUUCUUCAUUUAUUAUGCCAAUUGAUUAACAACGGAUAUCAAUAAUGUUCUAAUUAAUUUCAGUGUAUUUAAGAGGGGACUAUUGCAGUUUGUAUGUUAGUGUGUAUUUAUUAUAAGUAAUGGCUUUGAAAAUGCAUCUUUUAUGUGAGUUGAAGGCCCUGAGUUUGAGUUUUCACUUUUCAGCACAACUUGGGCAUUUAUUGCAUGACCCCAGAAUUUUAGAGAUCAAAGACUCGAAAUUUAUUAACGAAGGGUAAAAGGAUCUCCAUGUUAAGAAUGAGGAAGAUGUUUUUCACCAAUAAAAUGUCACCCGUUCAUUGAGGUAUUAGCACAUUCACUCCUAAUAGAAAAUGAAGUAUUGACAACAGCAUACACUCCAAAUUGUUAUAACCAUUGUCCUGUAAGUAAAUUGAAGUAGGAAUUGCUUUUAAACUUGAUGGUAGUUUCGUAGUGAUAUAAGUGUAUUUGUCUGAAGCUUUUUUCCCAUUAUGUAUCCCCUUUAGGUUUGAUACCAGCUAUCGAAAAUGAUAUUUCUGAAUUUGUUAUUUAUACGUCUGUAUGUUUUAAUUUCGGGCUGCUACACAGACAACAUUACUGGACUUCCGUAGCUUUUGGACAAGAUAACUUAACUUAAUGUGCAUAUGCUUACACUUCACAUGUUUCUACACCAGACCAUCUUUCAUGUAUACAGUGCAACUCUGGCAGAUGGAAUCCAGUAAUAAGUGCAGACAGUAUUGAUACACUAAGAAAGGGAAGGCUUAGUUGUUGCAACUAGCUUGGCUUGAAUGUGUGCUGCUUCAUACUGGUACACAUCCACUACAAGAAGCUAAAUCUAUUUUACUUGCUAAUGUCAUUUUUUCACACAAUAUUUCAAUUUCUUUUUUUUCUCUGUCUCUAUUGAUCUGAAUUGACAAUACAGGACAUUCUGUUUACACAUAUUUGCUUUCAUAUCUUUGACUCUGGGUUACAUGUCCUGAAUUUACAAAGUCAUUUUUCACUAUAAACAAUUAGCAUUACCAACAGACUCUCACUAUCUUCCUCCCUGCUUUUUGAUUUAUGAAACUUCACUCACUGAAAUAUGUUCCAGGAAUAUGUAAAACAAGAAAUGCCUGCAAGUCAAUUUACAGUAAAUCGGAUGGUAUUCCUCAGUUGUGAUUAGCUUGAAAAGCAAUAAAAAGUCCUUCCCAUCUCUAGUAGAAGAGGAGGAACUUCAAUAUUAAGAUUUUUGCAUUUUUAAUCACUGCUUUGUGUUAGAAAGUAGAUAUGUUUACAUUAGUUCUUUCGUAACUGAAUAAUACGAACAUAGAUGUAGGCCCCUUAUGUCUUUCAAUAUCAUGGCUGAUGUUUUACCUCAGUGCCACUAUCCUGCACUAACCUCAUAUUCCUUGAUGUCUAAUAAUACUUAAUAAAUCGCUGGACAAUUUCUGCUUUGUUGGCUCAACUCUUAACCAGCUCACUUGGCCUUCAUAAGCAAGCCAAUGUGAAAAUCAACAAAGCUUUUGUCAUGUUUGAUAAAUUUACCUUGUGUCCAAAUGAAUGCCUAUCUUGAACACAAGAAUAUUUGUCUAUCGGGUGUGUGACCUUCGUAUUUUACAGCUGUGAAAACUGGGUCAUAUACUCUGUAAGUAGAGGCAUUUCAGAAAAGUCCUUAGAACCAACAACUGGCUGGGGCAUGUGGGGCUGAAAAGUGUGCUGUGUCCCCAAAAAUAAAAGGACUGUCUGCAGUGCGGAGGAAGGCUAAGGCUGCAAUCUGACAGCAAGGUCUAAGUAAAUUCAGCAUUCCCAUAGCAACUGGUGAAAUUCUACCCAGAACCCUCCCUCUCCCACCUCUGUGCAAGUUGGGCCUAGGCUAGUGCAGUUGCUAUGGAGAGCUAUCAGAGCCCAGAAUGGGGCCUGCAAAUGAGCCAGGGGUGCAUUCUAAAUUCUGAGAUGAGUAAGGGAGCAGAGGCCACUGUGGGAAGAUGUGUUACUCAUGUGCCAGGUUAGUCUCCCUCAAAGUUGACUUUCUCCUUACCCUGUUGAGAUGUUCAUUAGCCUUAUCUCAUGACCUAAGGAUUUGUUUUCCAAUCAUUGAAGUACUUUGAAAUUCAGCCACUAAUUAAAGUAGGAAAAUGACCACGUUAGUAUGGAGUAUGAUGGGUGGGUUUAUAACAUAACUGACACAGAUUAACAGGUUGCAUUUGACCUAUGAUAUUGUUCCUUACACAGUUUACUGUGCAGGCUGCUCUGCUUAAAAAAAUGACUAACUGAGUAAAACAUUUAUGAAGAUAACACUCCACAAUUACCUAAUCUAAUCUUCCAAACCUCCAGGAUAUUGAUUUCUUAUUGCACAUCAGUCACACUCGUCAGCGCCAGAUUUGCUGCAUAAUCCCAGUAGCCCAUACAUUAUUCCUCAAAGGAUUUUUAUCUUCAUGUUUUUUUUUCUUGUAGCCUUAAAUCAUGUUCUCUGUUUUAACCAAUCAAUAAUUCUAUAGAUCUGUCAUUUCAUAUCUGCUAACACUGUAUUCAUCCUCCUAGUUACACAAGCACACACAAUACUUAAAUAAUUAACCCACUGUGCACUUCAUCUCAUAGGGCACCUGUAAGAGAAAUCCCACUUAAUUUUCCAUGGCAACUUUCUUCAACUCUCCCUGACUUUUGGCACGUUUUUUUUCUAAAAAGCUGAUUGCACCUAUGUUCAUGGAGGGUAAAGCAAUGCUUUACAUCAAUGGGAAGGUUUCAGUGAAUGAUCUUCAUUUCCCUUCCUCAUCCAGCUUUCCAAAUAGACAAAAAAAUAAUCCAGAAUGGGCUCUUUUUUUUUACUUGUGUGCAGUUUUUCUGUUGCUGAUCCUGUAUAUAUUUUCCCCACUAAAUUUCACUGUACUUAUUCAGCUCCUCUUGAAUCUCAUUCGUAUCCCUUCAGUUGUGCAGCUUGGUUCUUGGAAAUGCACCUCCUUUUGGGUCAUUUAAUGGCAACAUCAAUAGUUGACAUAUUCUCACUACAAUUGUGCCUUUAGAACAUAGAACGGUACAGCACAGGAAUAGGCCCUUUGGCCCACCAUGUCUGCACUGAGCGUGAUGCCAUUUUAAACUAAUCCCAUCUUCCUGCAUAUGGUCAAUAUCCCGCCAUUCCCUGCCUGUUCAUGUGUCUAAAUACCUCAUAAACGUUGCUAUUGUAGCUGCUUCUACACCUCUUCUGGCAGCUUGUUCCAGGCACCUACCACUCUCUGUGUAAAAACAAAACUUGCCUUGUACAUCUCCUUUAAACUUUCCCCCUCUCACAAUAAAGCUAUGCCCUCUAGUAUUUGACAUUUCCACCCCAGGAAAAAAAAACCUGUCUAUUCUAUCUAUGCCUCUCAUAGUUUUAUAAACCUCUAUCAAGUCACCCCUCAGCCUCCAACACUCCAGAGAAAACAAUCCAAGUUUAUCCAACCUCUCCUUAUAGCUAAUACUCUCUAAUCCUCUUCUGCACCCUCUCCAAAGCCUCCACCUCCUUCCUGUAAUGGGACAACCAGAACUGUACACAAUGCUCUAAAUGUGGCCUAACCAAAGUUAUAUACAGCUGCAACAUGACUUACUGACUUUUAUACUCAAUGCCCUGACCAAUUAAAGGCAAGUCUGCCAUAUGCCAUAUGCCUUCUUUACCACCCUAUCUACUUGUGUUGCCACUUUCAGGGAGCCAUAGACUUGCACUCCAAGAUCCCUCUGUACAUCAGUGCUCUAAAGGGUCCUGCCAUUCUCUGAGAGCUAUGGAUGAAAUCUCCACCCUUUAUGAAGAUCUGUCCUCCUCCCUCCAAACAGCAAAUAGUAAGACCAUCUAUCAAACAAUCUGGAUUAAGAAAAUGCUCCAUUGCAUAAUAUUUGAUUGAGUAAUGACUUGGAUGUGCCAGUUAAAUUUGUUCAACACCAUUGUGUUUCUAUAGCCCCUGGCAUUGGUGGUUGGAAUUAUCUCAGUUCCCUGUUUGUUUCCAUUUGCUGCCUAGGAACCAUGUCUGCACUAUCAGAUCUUUCUGUCUGGCAAGGUCAACAUUUUAUUUGACAAUCUAAUUAACUUUUUACACACUGCCUCUGUGAUUUUUUUUUUUCACUACAGAUAUAGAGGUUCCUUGACCUGGGAUUAGAGGGGGCCUCAUUUUAGGAUGGAGGCACACAGGGUCUACAAUUGGGUGAAUUCUGGCCCCACUCAGGAGAUCGGAUCAAUUAUGAUUGGCAAUUGCAAGGAUUACAACUGAGGAACUCUUGAUCCAGAUUAGGUGAACUAUUUCAUCAGGGCACCUUACACACCCUUGUCAGAACCUUAAUAUUCUUGCGCAAAUUCAAGUUACAGAGUUUCCACCACAUUAAUGAUCACAAAGCAGCAAGAGCCUUGAGAUGAUUGCAGUACCCACCCCAUUAACUACAUCACGCUCCCCACCACCACUAUUCCAGUGUUAAAGUGAUUGCAGUUUUAGUCCAGUACUUAGCCUGUUAAAACCAGUGAUAAGUGAUAAAAAACCUUUGACAACAAGUGAUUUGAAUUUCAGAGAAUGCCCUUACCUCUUGCCUGGAAAUCCAAUCACAUAAUACUGUUUUUUCAGUGUUGUGCAAUUCAAAAACAAUUUCAUUGAUUCCAAAAUGAAUCAUAUUAACAAUUCUUACCAGGUAAUUUUAUCAUCACUUAGAAGAUUCAACUGAGUACUGUAUUCCUGUUAUACUUGUGAACCUGAUGUGAUUUCCACGGCGCUGGCAGAUGUAAAUCACACCAUUUCGUUUCAACUUCUUUGGUGCAAUUUCUCAGGAAGUAAUCACUGGCACAUUUGAACCACCCCCCUCCUUUAGAAUGACACCCAGACCCCCAAUCUCAAGGUGUCUUCCACCAUCCCCAACCCAAUGAUUCUGCCCCCUCCACCAACUUUGUUGGCUUCCCUCCCCCCACUAAACACGCCCACAAUCUCCAUUCUCUCACCCCAGCAGGUGAUCACCCAACCUCCAAUCUCCUGGUCAUUCACAACAAUCUUUUAGUUUCAGAUUUCAACAGGAGUGUGUAAAUGUGCUUGUGGGUUGUGGGAACCCAUACUAGUGGAGUGGCAGUACAAUUACAGUUGGUGCUUAUGGCUUCGAAGGUUCAAGGCACCAUAACAUCCGAUUUCAGUUGAAUUUUAUCUUUGUCAUCAUUCAUUGAAUCUGGUGAGUUCUAAACUUUACCUUCUAGCACCAUAAGUUUCUUGGAAAAAUUAUCUAUAUGUAGAUCUCAGCUUGUGUAAAUUUCAGUGUUUAAUUACUUAAUGAAAAAUAAAUUUCUAAUUGCAUUCAUUCAAACUCUGAGUUUGUGAUGGAAAUCUAUAGGAAGUGAUACACAGCCUUGGUGAAAACACGUCUGGAAGUUGACCACUGAUUUUCAGACUAUACCCUCCUCACUAUGCUUCAGAAAUGGACAAGACAAAAUGUGAAGGCCAGGAUUUGGAGCAAUUAGCUUUUGUUAAUAAAAGCACACAUUCGAUGCUGAAAAUCUUGAUCCACAUUCACACCAGAUCUAAACAAUGUAUUUUCUGUAAACUCAUUAUUAAAUGUCCUCUUUCUUUAAAUUUAUUGCACAAAUUGGAUUAAAAAGAACCGUAUUGGUGCUAUUUGCU